Molecule: messenger RNA, 3036 nt
Organism: Moneuplotes crassus
Lineage: Eukaryota; Ciliophora; Spirotrichea; Euplotida; Euplotidae
Source: the annotation of a GenBank genome assembly
GUAAGGUCCCAAGGGUGCCAAAAGGUCACCCUAAAGCUGUCAUGAGGAAACAGGUCCAGGAGUUCAUUAAUGACCCUGACAAGCUUAUUAAAUACAAGAACAAACACUUUAAGAACUCUAAGGAUACUAGCGAAAUCGAUUCCUUGAUCCAUAAGGCUAGAAUUUAUCAAAAAUAAGCAGCAAAUGAAGCAAACUGAGGAUGCUAGCCAGACUUUUGACAAGGAAUUACAAAAACUUGUUAGGAAUGCAAGGAUUUACCUUAAGAAACAGAAGAAAAUUAGAAGUGCUGAAUCCAGGAGUCUGAUAAAUGCAUCCAUCCUUAAUUGAAACAAAGCAAUGGAAGCUUUCCUAUAUGUUUAUCCCACAGACCCAGAGCGAAGGAAGAGAUUGAUCAACAAGACAGAUGGAUAUGGACGAACAGCCCUUACUUAUGCAUGAUAUCAUGGGAAUUAUGAAGCUAUGAGUCUCUUACUUGCAGCUGGAGCUGAUGCAUGCAUCGCUGAUAGCAACCUUAUGACUCCUCUGCAUUAUGUCUCAAGAAAUGAAGACCCAAGACUGGUGGAGCUACUUUUCCUAUACAGUAAGCAAACAACGAAGGUUAAGAUUAGCCAAGAAGGCUUACCUCCUGACCAAAGAGAUAUUGGAGCACUAGCCAGAGCUGAGUUAUCAGAGGAUGAAGAAGAAGUCAUUGGCCUCAAAGAUUUCAAAAUUGAUUCUGAAGAGGAGGAUGUGCCUCAAAAAGAAAAGUCUAACAUACAAGAUGUUUCAAAAAUACUCAGAGAAAUUGAUGGAUUCAGAAUAAUCAAUGGUGAUGAGGAUAAGAGAGAAAGUUUCGAAUAUGCAGACAACCCAAACCUCUUGAACUUUAGAGAUAAACUUGGAAGAACUGCAUUGCAUUAUUCGUGCUUCUACGGAAGCAUAGGUAUCGUAGAAGAUCUUUCAUUCCUGAAGGCUAAUCCUUGGCUAGAGGAUGCAUACCAUAAAAGAGCUAUCGAUUUGAUCCAAGAAGGAGAGAAGCAUGAUGAUUUGGUAAAACUUUGAAAUACCAACAUGAAAGUCUCAAAGCCAACUUUGAAAGGAUUAACCAAGGGACUUCUUAACAGGACCAAAAAGAAACAGAAGAAAGGACUCAAAAGCUUAGAAAUAGACGACUUAAAGUUAGUGCCCAAAAAGAAGAUUGUUAGUGAAAGAAUUGGGAUUAACUCUGACAAUUAUCUCUCUUUUGCACUGAGAUCAGAAAAUUUUGAAGCAUCAAAGUAUUUACACAGCUUGAAUAUUUUCCCACUAGAUUUCCAAAAUUCCUCAGGAUAUACGUAUUAUCACUGCUGAAUUAUUUCUCAGCGCCAAGAUUUGCUAAAAUUGAUAUUUCUGGACCCAGAGAAAUUAGAGGAGCCUUAUAACUCCAAAGCUGAGGUUACUUCAGAAGAUUUCGAGGUAAAUCCUGAGGUGUUCCGUAAGAAGAUCUUUGAAAUCACAAGUAACAAAAAAUAACAAUAUUCUUAAUUGUUGUGCAGAGUACGGCUCGGAUGAAUCAUUUGACUUUCUCUAUAAAAUAUUUACCAAUCAUUACAACACUGACAAAAGGAGGAAAAGAGGAAGACGAAUUCUUGAGACCGAGGACGAUAAGCAUAAAUCCGUCCUCUACAAAUGCGUUCUGAAAGAGCAGGACCACAAAUUAGAACAGAUGCUUAAUUAUAAAGAAAUGAUUAGUGAAAAGGACUUAUUCGAGGUUUCAAAAUAUCUUGAAGGCAACAAAGAUACCAAACUUGGAGCUACAAAACAAUCUAUGGCUGCAUCUGAUGUGGCAAAAGAGAAGGUCAAUAUUUUCGUUAACAAAAUCUGGAAUUAUCUUAAGGAUAAAAACCUCAACAAAUUUACAAAAUAUGUACAAAACCGAGCUGAGGCCAUUCAUAACGCAUAUCCUAAAAAAGAAGCUGAUGAGAUUUAUUCAGAGAUUAUAAAUGAUCAGAAGAGGGGAAGCUUAUUCACACCCCUGCAUUUUGCAAUAAAGAACCAGAAUUUACCCUUAAUUAGAGAACUAGUGUACACAUACAAUGCUGAUAUGACCCUAGAGAAUAAGGAUGGGCAUGACCCUGUUGAGUAUUUACACUUAGGGCCUGUAAAUGCUGAAAUACCAUCUGUAGUCAUUGAUACAAUAGAUGAUCUUCUGCACAAAAGGACGAAGUCUAUCAAAUACGAUAAAGACAAGAAAUUCCAUGAGAUAGUUCGCAGAGAGGACCAGAAGGAACGGGAGGAACUUAUGGAGACGAUCAACAAGUUCAAAGAAUCUGUGCUAAACAGUGGUAGAAACCUCAGAUUCAUAUUUGAAAAGCUAGAUCUUGACAAUAACGGGACUUUGACCCCAGAUGAGAUCAAAGCUGCAUUCACAGUCCUUGAAAUUGAGGGUGACUGAGACAAAGUGCUUAAGUACAGCGAUACCAAUAAAGACGGUAUGAUCGAUUAUGACGAAUUCUGUAAUUUCUUGUACCAGACUGAGUCAGAAAUGGAAUCAGAGAUCAAUAGGUUUGAAAUGGGUAGCUCACAAAAGGAUAUUGAGGAAGAUCAGGAUGAUGAGCAAGAGGGAGAACAGUCUGAGGAAGAGCAAACUGAGGAGGAGAUGAAAGAAGAAGAAACCAAAGAAGAAGUGAAUGAGAAAAUUAAGAUUCAAGAAGAAAUUAAACAAGGAAAGGAAGAGCAAAACGUUGGAGUUGGAAAAGAUGCUCCUAAAGAAAUCAAAGCUCAAAAGAAGAAAGAAGAAAGUACAUUUAAAUUAGAAGAAGAUGAUGAUGAAGAAAACAAAGAGUCUACUACUCCCCCAAAGUCAAAUCCAACACCUAAUCCUACAAGUGUAGAAACAGCACAAAAACCUAUUUCCAGCCCGACCCAAAAUCUCACUUCUAAAGACCCUCCCAAACCUUCAAGCCCAAAACCAGCCUCUAAAUCUCCAAAGGGGCUUGACUCUUCUGACGAGAUAGCUGAAGACUUCAUCGAGGAACCCCUUGAAGAGUCUCCAUAACCCCGAAAUUCUUAUGUAUU